AUGUCUAAUAACACUGAAGUUCUCCCUGCAUCCAUGUUUACGCUUCUUCCCGAAUCUUUAAGAAAUUCAUCACUAUAUCAGAUAGAAGAAUUUAUAAAAAUUCAUCAAGAACAAAUUAAUCAAACCACCAUCUUCAUCUACACGACUAAUCACGUAUUCUAUCUCAUGAUAUUAUAUUUCUCUGCAAAAAUCAUCGAACGAGCACUCAAAAAGUAUAGUCCAGAUAUGUCAAUAGAGCAUCUUCGCAACUGCACCACAUACAUCCUCGAGAUCUUUGUUACAACCGUUGGUCUCUGCAUCUUGCUUGCGAUGUACAAUCUCAUAAUCAAUAAAGAAAUUAGUUUACGUGAUUAUAAGUUAGGCCAAGUUGUUGCCUUAUUAAUCUGUGAUUUAUACAUAUUUGAACUUUUAUAUCGUACAACCAUGCGAAGACCACUCAUAGCUCAUCAUCUGACAACAAUGGUCAUGAUGUCAUUGAGUAUUUACGUUAUAGUGAGCGGCGGACUUACAGUUUAUCCUCAUGCCAUCUUACUAUUAUUUCAAGCAACAACGGAACAAAGUACCUUCCUCGGUCUACUUUUUUAUCGAAUAAAGCCAAAAUACGCAUCCGAUGUACUAUUAUUUUCCUCCAUACAAGUUUUCAUUGUCAAAGUAGGCACACUGGCCUGGUGCUUUGUAUUUUGGGCACAAGAUAUGCUUCCAAAUAAAGACCAUCUGAAAAUCUGUGACGGGUGGAAUGUUAUAUUCCCAAUAGGUGCAUUCAUUCUAUUCCUCACACAGCUUUGGGCAACUUAUGUUGUCUAUAAAAUAGCAAAACGCUCCUACAGAAAACAUCAACAACAAUUAACAGAUCUCGAUACAGUCCUACCACAUUCAGAAUAUCGCGAUUCAGCAACCACGAUAGCAUUUAAUUUCGAGAAGAGACAUUCAAAAAAAAUUAGUGAUGAUGAUUCUUUUGAUUCUGUUGAUGAAUUAUCUGGCAUGCUUCAAGAUGACGUGUUAAAAAAGGAUUACGCCGAAGUGGAAUACUUUGAAAUUAAAACGGCGGGAAAUGUAUACAAACCACAUCACAAAUAUAUGCGUUCUGAGGUUAGACUCACGAAUGGGAGUGACUAA
Molecule: messenger RNA, 1116 nt
Organism: Ambispora leptoticha
Lineage: Eukaryota; Fungi; Glomeromycota; Glomeromycetes; Archaeosporales; Ambisporaceae
Source: the annotation of a GenBank genome assembly